AUGAAUAAUGACCACCAAAAGCCUCAUGCAAUCGUGAUUCCUUACCCUCUCCAAGGCCACGUGAUCCCCUCCGUUCACCUUGCCUUGAAGCUCGAAACAAAGGGCUUCGUCAUCACCUUCGUCAACACCCAAUCCAUCCACCAACAGAUAACCAAAUCCCAACCCAAUCACUCGGAUACUUUCGGCGACGACAUCUUCACCGACUCUCGUAAAUCGGGUCUCGACAUCCGUUAUGUCGUCGUCAAUGAUGGGUUCCCGCUGGGAUUCGAUCGUUCCCUCAACCAUGACCAGUACUUUGAAGGUGUUCUGCAUGUCAUGUCGGCUCACGCGGAUGAACUCGUAGGUGAAACAAUUAAAACAAACCCUCCUCCGACGUGUUUAAUAGCAGACACCUUUUUUGUUUGGUCGUCCAUGAUAUCCAACAAAUAUAAUUUGGUUAAUGUUUCCUUCUGGACGGAACCAGCUCUGGUCUUCACUCUCUAUUACCACGUCGACCUCCUCCGAAAAAAUGGUCAUGUUGGCUCUCUUGAUACGUAUUUUAUUUGUCGAGAUAUCAAAUUUAAGCAUGAUAAUCGUGAAGAUACAAUCGAUUACAUUCCGGGGAUUGGAGCUAUAGAACCAAAGGAUUUAAUGUCAUAUCUGCAGGCAUCCGAUACGACGACAGUGGUGCAUCGAAUAAUCUUUAAGGCCUUCAAGGACGUAAAGAAUGCAGAUUUCAUCAUCUGCAACACCAUACAAGAGCUUGAACCCCAAACAAUCUCAGCCUUGCAUGAAAAGCAUCCCACUUAUGCAAUCGGACCCAUUUUCCCAACCGGCUUCACCAAGAGCGUCGUGGCAACGAGCCUGUGGUCAGAGUCUGACUGCACCCGGUGGCUCGACACGAAGCCUCCUGGAUCGGUUUUAUACGUCUCGCUCGGCAGCUAUGCUCACGUCAGUAAAAAUACUAUCGUGGAAAUAGCCCAGAGGCUUUUGCUAAGCGGGGUGAGUUUCAUUUGGGUGCUUCGCCCUGGUUCCAUAAACUCUGAUGAAACUGAUGUUUUACUCGUUGGAUUUGAAGAAGAAGUCAAAGAGACGGGUCUGAUGGUGCCGUGGUGUUGCCAAAUUGAAGUGAUAUCACAUCCGACGGUUGGGGGGUUCUUAACGCAUUGUGGGUGGAAUUCUAUACUCGAGAGUGUAUGGUGCACCGUACCUUUGAUUUGUUUGCCUUUGUUGACUGAUCAAUUCACAAACAGAAAAUUAGUGGUUGAUAAUUGGAAGAUUGGAGUUAAUGUUUGUGAUAACAAGCAGAUCAAAGCGGAGGAGGUGGCAGAGACGAUCCAUUGCUUGAUGAAUGGGAAAUUAGGGGAUGAAUUAAGGAAGAACAUCGAGGUGGUCAAAAACAAGUUAGAGAAUGCAUUGUCGACCGACGGAUCAUCACAAGUAAGCUUGGAAAAGUUCAUCAGUGAUGUUAAGAUCAAAACUCAAGAGAAAUGUGCGUCUGCCAUGUGUCAGCAGCUCAACUCAUCAGCCAAUCAUGGUUAA
Messenger RNA from Hibiscus syriacus, 1521 nucleotides. RefSeq names its product UDP-glycosyltransferase 86A1-like. Bases 1 to 1521 code for a protein of 506 amino acids. Gene Ontology annotation, molecular function: UDP-glycosyltransferase activity. Lineage: Eukaryota; Viridiplantae; Streptophyta; Magnoliopsida; Malvales; Malvaceae. The record is from RefSeq and is a predicted model, not a curated record. The transcript is spliced from 2 exons.